AUGGAGGGAGAUGAAGGGCCCAGCCAGGGAGGAGCCAUGACCAGUCCUGAAUGGGGUAAUUGUGGAUCGAAGGAGCUCUGCGCGCUGCAGUCUGGUUUUCCGCCUAUUUCUCUCUCUAAAAACACACUCCCUCUUCAGCUCCUCCUCACUAUCCACUAUGCAGAACACUCCGUCAAACCCCUCGACGAGUGGCAACUCAAGCGCUCCUUCACCGACUUCCUCAAAUCCUCCUUCUCCCUCACCGUUCCCGAAGACAACAUCGUCGUUUGCAGAUUCAAGGACCUCAAGAAGUGCAAGCGCGAUGAUCCUGUCGCUCACGGCGCUCUCUUCAUCCGCGACCUAGGGUUUCUAUCCAAGUUUUCUAGAUCGGAAAUUCUUCAUGGUAUAGAUAGAGAAGACGAUGUUAAGGAACUUGAGAAGAAGUUUUUGGAUUGGAGAAGAUCGGUUGUUGGUAAGACCGACGGGAUUGAGUUGAAUCUUGAAGGUGUUAAGUUUAGAUUGACUGCUUCAGUUCCGGAAUCGGAUGAUUUUGGAAUGAGGAAAGAGAGGGAAGAGCUUUAUGCAUUUUUUAAUCGAGGUUUGUUCUUGAUUCUAUCCAUAGUUUUGAAUUUUUUAUGCUUACUGGUCUUGCUGUCUACAAUAAUGGAUUCAGUAAUCUAACUCAAUAUUUUUUCUUCUAAAUGCUUAAUAAUUUUGCGAGAACUAUUAGUAAUAAUGGAUGUAUGUAUGUGUUGUUUGGUUGUAGGAUAUUCAAGAGGUGGGAGGCAGCAGCAGCCUGAUACAAUUGUGUUGAAAGGUGUUCCAUCUCGCUGGUUUGCUGAGCCAUGAGUUUCGUCUAAGCCUUCAAUGCUGGUCACUCACACGAUUUUUUCUGCGUUCCGGAAGAUAAGGCGUGUGUUAAUGUCAUGGUUUCUGCUAUUUUUCUGUUUCCCUGAUGCA
Molecule: messenger RNA, 939 nt
Organism: Camellia sinensis
Lineage: Eukaryota; Viridiplantae; Streptophyta; Magnoliopsida; Ericales; Theaceae
Source: RefSeq, a predicted model, not a curated record